CAUCAUGGAUGGCAAGUUACCGCCAUGGAAUAGUCAUGGAAGUCAAAGCAGCAGCAUUCCCUAUACACCAGGGGAAUGUCAGGAGAAGAAAGAGUCAUAUACAGUACAUGUUUUGAAUGACAUGAGGGUGAAUAAGUGAUGACAGAAAAUGUAUUUUUGGGUAAAUAUCCCUGGGAGGAUUUCGGGAGUCUGAGCAAAAGGUUGCACCCAAUUCCUUAUCUCUAAACUUAAAGUCAGCAUGAAAUGGAAGUUAGCGACUUUUUUUUUCGUAUCGUGACUUAUACCCAAGUGAAACGACUUCUGAGAUGAGAAACAAAUGUAGGGCGGGACUUGAUUUCAUCCACCGACAACUGAUUGGAUCGUUAAAAGGGCCGUGACUUUAUAGGAGAAUCCAUGCCGUCCCUGUCAUCUUGUAUGAGUGGAGCGUUUAGGGCUUUGUUACCAGAUUACCAUGGAACAUCCUCAACCACAAAUUGUGUCAAAUAUUCCUAUUCUCCUGAUGAUCAUUGUGUAAUCAGAAGUGGUCCUGGAAUGAGUUACAUUGAGAACACAAUAGAGAGAAGGGAUAAACUGGAUUUUAUGAAAGACCCUUCAGACGAUGCAUCAGUCACACAUAUGCUUCCUCCAAAGUGUACGCAGUAUGUGCCACAAGAAAAGUACAGAGAUAUGGACCACGGAAACUCACAUAAUUGGACGUCUGUCAUCAAAGAUGCUCUAGAGAUGAGUAAUGGAAUGGAAAUGGGACAGACUUUAUCGGCGAAUGUCUGUGGCCCCCUAGUGGACUUGAAUCCUGUUUAUAAAGAACCUCAAUAUAAAGACCUUAAACCAAAUAAGAAUCAGCAUGGGCGAGAAGUUAAAAGAGGACAGGACCCCUUUGGUACUGUGUUGUCAGAUGGCAUCAGCAAACGUUCAACAGCAAAUGUCCAGGAAAUGGUGAUGAACCAGAGGACAAACAUCUUUGCUGAAGGAUCAUCUCUAAGCCGAGAGGAACUUGGAGUAACUGAUAUCAGAGGACAUGAGUCAGUUUCACUAUCAGGAUAUUAUAGUUCACACACUCCUCAUUCAUUGGAAGGUUGUAUAAGAUAUGAUGAGUUUUCAGGCAGUCCUUUUGUCAAGCAGCCCGAGGAACCCACUCUACAGAAAACGUCACACGAACCUGGGCUAUCAUGCAGCCCUAGAAAAACCACAAAGAUUUGCUUUAAAGAUGCAAAAGUAAUUCAUGAAACCAUUUCUGACAAUUCUGCUAUAUGUGGUCUUCAUAAUUUUGAUGCCCAAAAGGGCAGUCUACAGACAGAGGUUACGGAUGGAAAUACAUCAGUUAAUUCACAACCUUAUCCUUCGAACUAUAAUGAUCAAGAGGAGAUGGUUCACCAAAGUAAUGUCUCUGACGCAAACCUCUUUGUCAGUAAACUGGAAAACAAAGUGUCCACCUCACCAAAUGUGGAAGGGAUUGAGGGCAAUCUGUCCAUGCCAGAACGAAUUGAAACUAAAGGGUCAGUUAACACAAAAAAUACUGAACUCAGUUUGAAGGUGCAAGCAAAGUUUGCUCCUGAAAUUGUUUCCUUUUCAAAUCAGAACUCAUCUUCCAUCUCAGAGAUCAUUUCAGAGCGAUCUGCUUUUUCCAACAAAAUGCACAUUGAUGAUGAACGUAAGGAUUCUAUACAAGAACAAAGCGAAAGUGAUGAGGUUUGUUUUCAAGAGAACAAUUUGAAGAGUGAGACAGUGACAUUAGAGUCCAUAGAUGUCAAGACGGAUGUAUGUGACCUUCAUGUUGAGGAGAAACAAUACCCAGCAGAUCAAGGUACGGUACUCGCCCCAUCUGGAGUAAAAACACAAAAUUCUGAAAGGUGUGAACAGACAUUUUUCAACAAUGCUAAAGAAAGCAGUUAUCAUUCAACCCUACAUAAUCUACAGAAUAUAUUGCAAAGGUACAAGAAACCAAGAAAACGAAAAAAAUCUGAGCUUGAGGAAUUAAAUGGACAGAUAGAUAAAUCCACUAAAAUAGGUCACUGUUCUCUGCAUGAAUCAGAAACAUUGGCGGGUGCUGUGAAACAAGAUGCAAGUGGAUGUGAAGAAGCUGAACAUGACAUGACUACAUUGGAAAGGGACAACUUACUUAAAUAUGAUGUAAGCCCACCUUCACAGAGUGGAAAAAGAACUCCAAAGAAAAGCAAAAUUAUGUCUGUGGAGGAACAUUUUGUUACACAGAGUUAUGUACCUGAAUUACCAUGUGUUUCACUUGAUCAACCUGAGAGGGUGGCAGAUACAGCAGAGACCUCACAAAACCCUGGUUACAGCAGCUCUGAAGCUUUUCAUGAAAAACAUGCACCAGAUGCUGGGAACAUAAGACAAAUGGAUAAUAGGAAUAAACCAUCAAAACCUGUCAGAAAGGCUGUUUACGGAAGGAAACGGAAGAGGAUUUCAAAGUUACGUUUAAAAGCAAAAAUCUCAACUAUUCUUAGCGUGUCCCAAAGCAAUAUGUCAUCUCCAGAAGAGGACUUUACAUCACAUUCUCAGGUCAUCUCUAGUCUACAGAGCAGUGAUAUUGAAUGCAAACCAGCAAUAUCACGAAAAUCCCCAAACAAGAAUACUUUGCAAACAAUAAAUGAAGCUCAACACACGUUACAAAGCAGCGAAGAUUCACCUCAAACAUCCAAAGACUGUCAAACUGCAUUUUGGGAAGAUAUUCCCAGUUCUCUUGAGGCCGACCACAUGGGCUUCAACAUAAAGAAACUUCAGAAGGCAAGAAGACCUGCUAUAAAGGCCUUUGUGGACAAAAAUGAUACAACUAGUCUUCUGGAUGGAGAGUCUUUAGUAGACUCUGUUAGUCAAACUGAUUCAACCUUGCCGACAGACUCCUCAAACAUUCAGAGCCCUCAGAAUAACCCGAGGAAACCAAGACUAAAGAAAAGAGCAGAUGUCAACGAGGUUGCUGAAACAUUCCAAGAGAGUCCAGCGGUGUUCCAACAAGAGCAUACCACAUCGCCAUUAUCAAAAUUUAAGGAAAACAUGGAAACGACCAAGGCCACAAGACCUGUGAAAGGAAAAAGACCUGUGAAAAAGGCUUUGAGAAAGAAUGUAAGUGAUGAUCAUGAAACCGCUCUUUUGGAUGUACAGUCUUUCGCAGCCACUCUGGAGCAAGAUUUACUUUCAACUGCAGAAAGCGAAGCAUCUGCCAAAAAAGUCCAAAAAAUGGACUCCUCAAGCAGUCUAAAGAAGUCAAGAAAAAAGACGGUCACCAAAAUCAAAGAUGAGGAAGAGCAAACACUAGAGGUAAACCAUACUGAGCACCAGCAGGAAGAUCAGUCUACAAUACCUGAUCCCAUCAUUGCGUCUUCUGCUGCACAGAUGACUUUAAAAUCCAAAAGACCUGCCAAAAAGGGGAGUAGACACCAACUGGAGACUGAACAUGCAAGUGCUCUUUGGGACAUGCAGAAACAAGAAGACUGCGUUCCAACAUCAUUUGUUCACACAACACCAAAAAAAUCCAAGAAAAUCUCUGAUAUUAAAGGUAAUGCAAUGCAUAUACCUGCAGAUGAUCAAACAAUGCCCCAACAAAACAUUUCAUCUCUACUUCAAGAAUCUGAAGCCAGCAUUGUUCCUCUGAAGAAAAGAAGAUUCAGAACACCGCAAACACUUGCUACAAAUGAUUUGCUUUACACAGCCAGUCCUGUUCAAUCAAAUGAAGGGAUUUCUCCAGCCAUUAGGAAUCCAGCUGAUUCAGCCACAGAAACUGACUAUUUUAAUGUGUUCAAUCGACAAAACAUAGUAAAGAUGAAAAGAUCAACAAAGAAAAUGACAAGACGCAAAAAAAAUCUUAUUCAAGCAAUCAGCAGUUUCGAAGAACUGUCCUGUCCAGCAACUGAGCAGAAACAAAAUUCUGUUGUAACCAGAGAGAAAAAUAAGAAUCCAACACUAGAUCAUCACUUUGAGAAGGACAUUGUGAAUGGAACAGCAGAUCAGGGAGAAAGCCGUGUGUUUGUCUCUGCUGAAGACGUUACAAGCAUUCAGAGCUCCCCGAAGAAGCCAAAGAAAAACUGGCUGAAGCAAAUAGAAAAGAAUGAGCAAGAAUUACAUCAUAGCAUCACUGAAACAGCAAAUAACUUUAAGCCAGCGCAGGAAGUAGACACAAUGUCAAAUCUUCCAUCUGUUUUGAAGGAGUCAGUCUCUGAGACUUCAGAACCAAACAUCUGCGAGCAGAAGUGGAAGGCUGCUAAAAGGAAAUCGAAAAGGUCCAAGGAAAUUGCAGAAAUGAAUGUAUUUACUCUUUCCCAAACUAAAGUAAAAACUGAAGCUGUUGAAACGGAUGUUAUGGUCACCCAUAGAAACAUGCAAAAUGUCUCUGAUGGUCAGACCGUGAAAGGAUUACAGUGCUCUGAAAAAGAUGGUUCUGAGGUUGACCAGAAAGACAGUUCAAUCAAACACGAGCCUACAAUAAACAGACCUAAAGUCAUUAAAGCUCCCAAGAAAAAGAAACGAAAAGCUGCUAAAAAGAAGAGGAAAAUACCAAGCAUGUUACCUCACAGAAUUAAAAAAGAGCAAGAAAUAUACACUCCCUAUAACAGAAUUGCCUGUGAUGUUCAUACCCAAAUAUCUGAUAACAAAACGAAGACAUCAGUUCUACCAGAAGAGCCAGUGAAGUCAAAUAUGUUCAUCUCAAGAAAAUCAACCCGUAUCAACUCAGGUCUAGACGUUAAAACUGCAUCAGACCAGGUCAACAGCACAGCCACUAUAGACAUCACUGAGAGUUCUACAAGACUAAAGCAGAAUCUGUCUAGUUCCAUGCAAGCUGAAGAUUGUAAAGACCUAAGCAAUGUCCCUGGGAUUUUAAUAAAGACAAAGAAACGAGGAAGACCCAGAAAACACAAGUUACCAGUAGCACAUUUAGAAGAAAACAUCCAGGUCUCAGAUCUCUCUUCACGUCAAGGCAGCACUGAAAAUACCAUCCAAACAGCAACUAAUCCAGUCAAGCUGAAUUUUGUUCAACGCCUUAAAAAGAAAAGGGGAAGAAAAAUGAAGAAAAGGUUAACUGUUAAACAGUUAGAAACUGAUCCCUCACAACAGAGUGUUACUGAUCCGAGUAACAUAACUUCAUCACAGAGCAUCUGUAGACGUGGAUGUAAAAAGAAUAACUUGAAAGCACCAGGUAGAAACGUCAGGUUAUCCUCUUUGAGAGUAUCCAGCAGAAUAUCCGAACAGGGAAAAGCUGAAACAUCUUCACUCCAACAAAAUUCCACAAAAGUGUUGAAGAAGGUAUCGUUGAAAACAUCUAGACGGGGGACAGGGAUGAAACAAAAACUCGGUGUCAAAACAACAAUACAAGACAAAGCUGUGUCGGAUGUAAAGAUUGAACAGAUGAAUUGUGGAAAACCUGGUCGGAGAGGACGGCGAAGGAAAGUGCAGUGCUUUGAUGAUUUACAAACCCAACUUGAACCAACGCAACAAUUAAAUGAUGAAAUGUGUGGCUUACUUCCUAGCAAUGUGGUCAAGGAGGAGGAGCCCGAACAAAUUCUUUUGGAUGCAAAGAUCACAGCAUGUACUCAUCUCAGAUCAGAAAAAACACCCGAGACUGAAAUCGCUAAUAAGGUUGUGAAAGUGGAUGUCUUUACGCAGUACAGUGAAAAACACGUUGCAAUGCCAAACAAGAAAAUUGUCUCCAAGACUAAAGAAAACGCAAAGAAACCUCUUAGAUGCAAAUACUGUGGAAUUUCAUUUCGGCACAUCACAGCAUUCGUCAUGCACCGACGCAUUCAUACGGGUGAAAAGCCCUACAAGUGCAAGUCCUGCGGUAAAACUUUUGCUCAGCUGUCUAAACUGAAGUCCCACCAAAACGUACAUAAGCAAAGUGACGCUUUCCCAUGUCCUUGCUGUAACCAAAUGUUCUUGAAGAGAAAAGAUUUGCUGUGUCAUUUUAAAGUACAUCUUCAAGAAGUGAAAACAAAAUCUGAGCAGAACGAGAGAGCUACUUCUUCGGUUGUGCCUUCAAAAAAGCUAAACGUCGGCCACGUUUGCAAAAUCUGUAAGAAAAACUUUGUAAGCCAAGUCAAAUUGCUUACUCACAUGGAAGUGCACGAAGCAGAGAAGCCUUGGACAUGUAAAGACUGCGGGAAGAGGUUUUGGAAUUCUUCUAGCCUCGCCGUUCACGAGAAAAGCCACUGGCCUGUUAAGCCGUAUGCUUGCUCGAUCUGCGGGAAAGGUUUCAACCUGCUCAAGGCACUGAAAAAGCACUCUCGAGAGCACACGGGUGAGAUGCCGUUCUCCUGCAGUCACUGCGGCCACGCAUUCAGUGCCCUGUCUGCGCUUAGGAUGCAUCAAGCGUCCAAAACGUGCGUCGCGAAGAGAAGUGAUGGGGAGAGUUGUGACGUUGAGGGUUUCAUUGUGAGUCAAGGAGCUGAGGGUCAAGUGAACACACCGGUUUUCUUCAAGUGCCAAAUAUGCAAACAGCUCUUCAAAAAAUGGUGCCAGUACACUCUUCACCUUCAGACUCACACCAGUUCAUCUCCAUACCUUUGUUUUUCUUGCGGACAGUGUUAUGAGAAGGGUUCAGAGGUCAAUGUUCAUUGUGAGGUGUGCUGCCAGUCUAGCGGGGAGGAGAAAACGUGUGGAGGGUCAGUCUCUGAAAUCUUGCAAAGCUCUGAAUUGCGUUCAAACAAUACCUCGGAUUCUUUACAGAGUACAGGAGAAGGGGAAGGUACACAAACAAGAGCCAAUGACCUUUCAGAAUUUUUGAGAAGAGAUGCUCACGAAUCACCCAUCCAACGCCCAACUGCCCAAUCACCCGCUCACUCUGAAAUAAGCUGUACCUCCUCUCUAGAAUGUAUUGAAAUCUCUCCAAGCCUUUGGAAAUUUCAGUGUUCACGUUGCGGUCAGCGUUUCGAGCGAUACAGAACGUUAUGCGCUCAUAUGCAUACCCACGCUCCUGCUUUCAGAUACACAUGCGGACAAUGUGGACAAUCCUUUGAGCGGUGGAGUAAACUUUGGUUGCAUCAGCGACGUCAUCACGUGAAAGGCCGUUGCUACUCUUGCGCACAGUGCAGUCUGCAGUUUCGCUUCUUUAGCUCUUAUAAAGAGCACAUGUUCGAGCACGCGGGCCAGAGACCGUACGCAUGUCCGCUAUGUCCCGAAACCUUCAUCCAGGAGGAAAGUUUACACGCUCACCAAUACGAGUCUCAUCAGCUUCGUGAAAGUCUCAAGUGUGACGUCUGUUCUAAGACCUUCAGUAGUUUAAGAAACUUAGUCAAGCACAGUCUUCUGCACAACGGUUCUACCUCUCACGCUUGUCUCCUUUGCGGUCUCUCGUUCACAAAUACAAGAGCAUUACAGCAACACUUGAACAAGCACGCCGGUUAUCACGGACUGCCGCUGCCCGACGUCCCCUCAAAACCGCUUAGUUUCCCCCAUCAAUGCAAGAGAUGCAAAGCUGGUUUCUCGACUGGAGAUUUGCUCUACGCUCAUCAGAUAUGUCAUUCAAGGAAUGCAAGAACUAAAGUCCGUCCAGAUGUUCAGUCUACCUCAAAAGCAUCAGUUUCACAAUCCCUCUCUCAAACAAAUCACGUAUCGAACCUCAAGCUGGAUGGCGUACCCAGUGAUAAAAUAAAUGUUUAUUCCCAUCCUGACAGGCUCUAUCUGACCCCUAGUUUAUUCCGAGAAAGACAUCGAGUCAUUCGUUUGGACUCUAAUGGACUCGUCUCAGACUCCCACAAUACCAGUCCAGAAAUAAACUCAAAUCCAUCAUCCAGCAGUGUAGAAUCUGCAGUCAACUCUCAAAUUGACAGCACACAUCUACCUCAGGACACAUCGAGUCAAGAAACCACAAACUCAGAGUCAAGCAUUAAAGACAUGGCAAAUGAUAGCAUUCAGAAUACAAAUAAAACCAGCCAUAAGCAUCAGAGGUCUGUGUUUGUGGAGACCAGCAUUAACAUGGAGGUUGAAACUGUCCAUGAAGAGUCAGAGGAGAGUUUUGAAUGUGCAGAUUGUACUGAAAAACUAACCAGUGUUUUGGGCCUUUACGAACAUUACAUACUUCAUGCAUUUGGGGACACAUAUGUACAAGUACAUUGAUGGUUGCUAAAGCUUGUUUCAAAGUAUUGACAGAAGGUAGUCGAUGUUUUAACAUGUUGUUUUGAAAAUGCAUGUUUUUGUAAGAAUUCACUGACAUGUAUCAACACUGUUCUCCGUUUCACAAUUCUGACGUUUGGUUUGCUUUUGCAUUCUUGAAAUAGAUACUGGCUUACAUUGUCAUAUGCUUUAGUUAACUUUUUUGUAUCUUGAUGACAAAAGGUAGCAUAACAAGCUCUUUAAACCCUCAGGUUUAUGAUUUGAAGUCUUUUAACAGGUUGUGAAAAGUUAAUGCUUACUAUCCACUUCGAGAUACCAUAUCUCAGAGUUAUGUCACUUUGCCUUAUCAGUCAUUGCUGUGCUGUCCAUUCAUCUAGAUCUCUCCAUAUGUGCCUUCAGUGAAAGGUUUGGGUGUGAGAUUUAAUCUUUACUGAUACAUAUAUAUUUGGUUCAUAUACUGUAUAUACAUUAGGGUCAUUUAAAGGAUUUGUAAAUAGCUUCGCUUAGACCUACGAAACUCUAACCUGCUAGUCCUGUCCAUGUAAAACGCUAACCUUGUGUUUACAGCACAUUCCAACAUAUUUUGUAUAAUUGAAAAAGAAGUGUUUGGAUAAGGAAGAGGUUUUUCCAGACCAUUCUUAUAGGAAUCUAGGUGGCAAAUAUAUAAAUAUUGUAAAAAUGAAAAUGUGUAGUUCUGCAAACAUUAUAUACCUGGAUAAAGUUAGCUAUGAAAGGAUUGGUUUGAAAGAAACUGUUUCUGUUCAGUUUUUUUUAAAUAAAAGUACUAAUUGUUAUCUUUUUCCUGUUGUUACUAAAUAUAUUUUUUGAUAAUGCAGGAUGGAUGAAUUAUAGACAGUCCUGCCGGUUUGCUGUUUC
Molecule: messenger RNA, 8934 nt
Organism: Triplophysa rosa
Lineage: Eukaryota; Metazoa; Chordata; Actinopteri; Cypriniformes; Nemacheilidae
Exons: 5
Coding region: 394-8061 (2555 amino acids)
Biological process (GO): regulation of transcription by RNA polymerase II
Cellular component (GO): nucleus
Molecular function (GO): DNA-binding transcription factor activity, RNA polymerase II-specific; RNA polymerase II transcription regulatory region sequence-specific DNA binding
Source: RefSeq, a predicted model, not a curated record